Messenger RNA from Trichomycterus rosablanca, 1212 nucleotides. Its product is annotated as histamine H3 receptor. Gene Ontology annotation, cellular component: dendrite; synapse; plasma membrane. NCBI's taxonomy places the organism in Eukaryota, Metazoa, Chordata, Actinopteri, Siluriformes, Trichomycteridae. Gene Ontology annotation, molecular function: G protein-coupled acetylcholine receptor activity; G protein-coupled serotonin receptor activity; histamine receptor activity. The transcript is spliced from 3 exons. Gene Ontology annotation, biological process: G protein-coupled receptor signaling pathway, coupled to cyclic nucleotide second messenger; adenylate cyclase-inhibiting G protein-coupled acetylcholine receptor signaling pathway; chemical synaptic transmission. The record is from RefSeq and is a predicted model, not a curated record. Bases 1 to 1212 code for a protein of 403 amino acids.
AUGCCGGAUCGUAAAGGCGCAAUGCUGGGAACUAACGAAUCUCAAGCACAGGUGGGUGACGGUGGAUCUGUUAGAUCGGCUCUGUUGGACCAAGAAAGGUCGGGGUUCAAGGCGCCGAUGAUGGUGCUGAUGGCCGCCGGUAUCCUGCUGAUGAUCGGGUUAAUCGUGUUGGGAAACGCGCUGGUCAUCUUCGCUUUCAAAACCGACCGGAGCCUGAGGAGGCAGAGCAACUACUUCUUACUCAACCUGGCUAUAGCUGACUUCUUAGUGGGGGCCUUUUGUAUUCCCGUAUACCUGCCCUACAUCCUGACAGGCAAAUGGAUGCUGGGCCGAGGGAUGUGCAAGCUGUGGCUGGUGAUGGACUACCUCACCUGCGCUGCCUCCAUCUUCAACAUCGUCCUCAUCAGCUACGACCGCUUCCUCUCCGUCACCAGAGCAGUGUCAUACCGGGCGAACCAGGGGAUGACCCGUAGUGCCCUUGCCAAGAUGGCUGCAGUGUGGGUGCUGGCGUUCCUCCUCUACAGUCCGGCUAUAUUGCUAUGGGAGAUAGUGACCGGCCAGACCAUCGUACCCGAGAAAGAGUGCUUUGUGGAGUUCUUUUAUACCUGGAAGUUCCUGCUGUGCACCUCCUUGUUCGAGUUCUUCAUCCCCUUCUCGUUGGUGACCUUCUUCAAUCUGAGCAUCUACCACAGCAUCCGUAAGAGGCGGCGCCGGUGCCAGAUGGACGCGUGUUCGGCCAAGGUUCGAGACACGGCGUCUCCAAGGCGCGAGAAGCUCCGACUGAUCUCCUGUAUGUGGUGCGGCUCCGUGGUCAAAAAGAAGGAGCCUGAAAAGGAGGCCGAAGCGAAGAGCGACACCUGUCCGUCCGACGUACGGCGUAACGACACGCGGACGGCGAGGAGCACCCAGGCCUUGCGUCUGAUCCAGGAUAAGAAGGUGGCCAAGUCGCUGGCCGUGAUCGUCUGCGUGUUCGGCGUGUGCUGCGCACCGUACACGAUCAUUAUGAUCAUAUGCGCCGGCUGCAAGGGCAAGUGUGUGCCCUACCACGUGUACGAGAUAUGCUUCUGGCUGCUGUGGCUCAACUCGGCCAUCAACCCCUUCCUGUACCCGCUGUGCCACAGCAGCUUCCGUCGAGCCUUCGCCAAGAUCCUGUGCCCUAAGCACAGGGCCGCGGAAACCACCUCAGAUAACGUCAGUAACAACAUGAGAUAG